UCAACCAUAUUCAUCUAUAUUUUCCUUUUAUUUUAUUCAUUAUUAAUAAUUUGAGUCUCUCUCUCUCUCUCUCUCUCAAAAUCCGAGAAAACGAGGUUAAGAGAUCCGUGAUUGAAUUCUGAAAUUUGGUUUCUUCAGGUCUCUGAUCGUCCUGCUUCUUAUCUGAUCUGUUAUUUGCUUACAUCUCUCAACUAUAUAAGUUGUUUGUUAUUUUGACGAUGGAGACUACGACUGGAGAAAUCACCAUCGUCUGCAACCACUGUGACAGAGACAUUCCAUCACUGAAUAUCGAUCUGCAUCGUGUACAUUGUGCCCGGAAUUUGGAAAAAUGUAAGAUUUGUGGUGAUAUGGUACCCAAAAAGCAUGCUGAAGAACAUUUCUUGAACACACAUGCUCCGAUAGCAUGCUCGAUGUGCAAAGAGACCAUAGAACGUGAGAUUUUUGAUAGUCAUAAAGGAGAAAUUUGCCCUAAGAGGAUUGUAACAUGUGAGUUCUGUGAGUUUCCAUUGCCUGCGGUUGAUCUUGCUGAGCAUCAGGAAGUGUGUGGCAACCGGACAGAACUCUGUUAUCAAUGCAACAGCUAUGUUAGAUUGAGAGAAAGAUAUAACCAUGAAACCAAAUGCCCUGGCACUGUGCUCAACAAUGUUGAAUCAUCCAGAAGGAUCCCGAGAGCAGCAGAAGGAGAUGGAAACGGGAGAAGACGAAGAGAUGGAAACGGUGUUUCGCACAAAAGGCUUUUCUUCACGAUAGCAAUAACGGGAAUAGCUGUCUUCAUAGGAUCGCUGUUCUUCCAGAGGAAGCCUGAGUAGAGGCAUAGCUUAUGUGUAAUUCUGUAAAUUUGUCUCAAAUCCUUCAGACAGAUUCUAAGGAAGGGUUUAUACAUUUUAAUGCUUACCAAGACAAGAGAAACCCCAAAAGUUUGUUUGAGCUGAUCACCAUGAGACUUGCUUUUGUAUUUCAUUUUAAUAAAAGAGAUUUCAGAUUUCUUUGGAA
Molecule: messenger RNA, 993 nt
Organism: Arabidopsis lyrata subsp. lyrata
Lineage: Eukaryota; Viridiplantae; Streptophyta; Magnoliopsida; Brassicales; Brassicaceae
Product: XIAP-associated factor 1
Exons: 5
Coding region: 219-809 (196 amino acids)
Source: RefSeq, a predicted model, not a curated record